UUCAGCCUGUUUGUUCUGGGUGUAGGAAGGUAUCGGUGGAGAGAAACCUGGGUAGAAGGGACCAAAGUCUCUUUAUUUAUGGUCCUGGGGGAGUUAAUGUGUAAUAUCCUAGGACAGAAGCCUGCAGGGGACACCCUGACUCCGCACAGGCUCCAGGAGCCACCGAAGCUGCCGCCGGAGCUGCCCCUAUGUCGGGGAAAUUUGAGAUUACGAGUAUGGACAUAAGGCAGGGGAUGAGCCUGAAGAUCAAGGGCAAGAUUACGGAUAAUGCUGACAGUUUUGUGAUUAACCUGGGCCAGGGACCAGAAAAGCUGAACCUGCAUUUCAGCCCACGUUUUCACGAGUCCACCAUCGUCUGCAACACGCUGGAUGGCAACUGGGGGCAGGAGCACAGGGACGAUCACAUGUGCUUCAGCCCAGGCAUGGAUGUCAAGAUCGCUGUGACCUUUGAGGAUAACGAAUUCAAGGUGAAGCUGCCAGAUGGGCACCAGGUGACUUUUCCUAACAGGCUGGGCCACAGUCAGCUGAGCUAUCUGUGUGUGAAGGGUGGGUUCAACGUUACCUCCUUCAAGCUUGAAUAAGUGGGCGGCACCUCGAGGAGCUGAACUGACCACCCUGAGUCAUGGAUCGCAGCUCCUGGGGGUUCUGACUUGGCUCCCUCACCCCCAGUUCCUGCCCUCAGACCCCAGUGUCCUUCCCCAAGGCUGAAAACAAAGGUGGUUUGGUGGAGUCUGUGUGCCGGGAGCCGUGGUCUGUGUAUCUGUGCUUUUGGGUGCUCCAGCC
Messenger RNA from Talpa occidentalis (Iberian mole), 783 nucleotides. RefSeq names its product galectin 2 (gene LGALS2). NCBI's taxonomy places the organism in Eukaryota, Metazoa, Chordata, Mammalia, Eulipotyphla, Talpidae. Bases 189 to 581 code for a protein of 130 amino acids. The transcript is spliced from 4 exons. The record is from RefSeq and is a predicted model, not a curated record. Gene Ontology annotation, molecular function: carbohydrate binding.